GUUCUUCGCCUGCGCUGCGUUGUGCCUGCACGUCCGAUGCGAUACAGAUACAGAUACAGAUGCAGAUACACACGCACACACACAGCUAUACUUGAUACAGCCACAACUUGUUUAAGCAAAUAUUAUUAGAACAAAUAAUAAACGCGCCGCCGCAGCAGCAGCAGCAGCAAAAAAAAAAAGAAAAGAAAACCUCUGUGAAGUGCGCCAAACAAAACAAGAAAAAAGCAAAGAAAAAGUAUCUGUAAGAUACUUCCGAAAGUUGUUGUGCCCGACAAAACAGCAAGUGGCGGCUCCGUCCGCAAAAUUGAACUGAAUUAACUUUAACAUUAACUAUAAUCCCCGAUAUACGAUAUAAUGCACACGCUGUUCAGUGAUCAGAACUCGUUCUCCCGCCAUUAUGCCCAGACGGCCGCCGGCUACACAUCCGCCUCGGCGGUGGCAGCGGCCAGCAGCGCCUCGGCGGCGGCGGCGGCACAUUAUGCCUACGAUCAGUAUUCGCGUUAUCCGUACUCGGCCAGCGCCUACGGCUUGGGUGCACCGCAUCAGAACAAGGAGAUUGUGAAGCCGCCGUACUCGUAUAUCGCACUGAUUGCGAUGGCCAUACAGAAUGCCUCCGACAAGAAGGUGACACUGAAUGGCAUCUAUCAGUACAUUAUGGAGAGAUUUCCGUAUUAUCGGGACAACAAGCAGGGCUGGCAGAACUCGAUACGGCACAAUCUCAGCCUGAACGAGUGCUUCGUGAAGGUGGCGCGCGAUGAUAAGAAGCCGGGCAAGGGCUCCUAUUGGACGCUGGAUCCGGACUCGUACAACAUGUUCGACAAUGGCUCGUUUCUGCGGCGACGUCGUCGCUUCAAGAAGAAGGACGUGAUGCGGGAGAAGGAGGAGGCCAUCAAGCGACAGGCUAUGAUGAACGAAAAACUGGCCGAGAUGAAGCCGCUGAAGCUGAUGACCAAUGGGAUACUGGAUGCCAAGCACAUGGCCGCGCAUGCGGCGCACUUCAAGAAGGAGCCACUGAUGGACUUGGGCUGCCUCAGCGGCAAGGAUGUGUCGCAUGCGGCCAUGCUCAACUCCUGCCACGACAGCCUGGCGCAAAUGAACCACUUGACGGGCGGCGUGGAGCAUGCCGGCUUCACCGUCGACUCCCUGAUGAACGUCUACAAUCCGCGCAUCCAUCACAGCGCCUAUCCGUAUCAUUUGAACGAUGACAAUCUGACGGUGGCCAGCAGUCAGAUGCAUCAUGCCCAUCAUGCCGCCGCUGCCCAUCAUGCCCAGCAGCUGCGUCACGUUGCCCACGUUUCGCAUCCCCUCACCCCCGGCAAUGGCAGCGGUGUCCAAUCCUCGGGCGCCUCACCCACCACGAUCUCAACGCCGCAUGGACCGGCGCACGGUGGCUGGUAUACGCCGGAGACGCCGCCAUCGGAGCCCAUCACGAAUGGUGCUGGCCAAGGCGGCACGCCCACACAUCCCAGCAACAACAACAACAACAACAAUAACAACAACAGCAUGCACAACAACAACAACAACAACAACAAUAAUAAUAACAACAACCAUCCGGCUAUCUCCGCCUCGGUGCUGACCAGCAGCCCCAGCUCGGCGCUGGGCUUCCGCGACAUGAUCUUCGAGCAGAACCAAUCCUGCCAGCUGGACACGGGCAGCCCGACGGGCAGCAUACAAUCGGCCAGUCCGCCGGCCUCGGCCAGCGUCGCAGCUGCCUCCGCUGCCGCCGCCGCGGCCGUCAUCAAUAGCCAUCAUCAUCAUCAUCAUCAUGUGCCGCACCUGAGCGGGAAUCUGGGCAAUCUCGGCCAGCUGAGCAAUCUGAGUCAUUAUCGGCCGCAUGUGGGUCACUAUCAGGAGUAUGGCAUCAAGUAUGGCGUCUAAGGCGGCCCUGUGCCCAGGGGGCGUGCCAGCUGUGCUCUCUUGUAUAUUCCUGUAAAUAUAUUUCCAAGCACGACUCACAGCAGCAGCAGCAGCAGCAGAAAGUAUCUCAAUGUCAAUGAAUUUAUUAUUGUUUUUCGAACUGUUUUUUGUAUUUAUGUUUUGUUGCCCGAUUCAGAAGAAGUUCUUUGGCAAAUUGCGUAUACGAAGUGUGGGCCAAGCGAGCGAGUAUUUAGUUGUUAAUUUUAUACAAUCUAAUAGCAUUAAACACUAAUAUUAAUACCUACAAUUAACUACAAUUAACUACUUAUUAAUAAUUGUUAUCAACUUUAGGGCGUAGUUAUGUCUGGUAUGCAAUUUGUGAUGAGUUUUUGCAAAAGAUGCGAACAAUUUUCAUUUCCCCGUAGCGACGUUUUUUUCAUAUACGAAAAUGAGAAAAUGAGAAUUACAUUUAAUGAAGGAAAAUCCUAUUUAACAUCAUAUUAUAUGAUAGUGAAUCGCUUAGUAAUAUUACAAUUAACUAGCCUAGCCUACGUAAGCAAUAAUAAAUUAUAAAUAAUUAUAAAAAAAACACA
Molecule: messenger RNA, 2450 nt
Organism: Drosophila montana
Lineage: Eukaryota; Metazoa; Arthropoda; Insecta; Diptera; Drosophilidae
Gene: croc
Product: crocodile
Exons: 1
Coding region: 355-1878 (507 amino acids)
Biological process (GO): regulation of transcription by RNA polymerase II; cell differentiation; anatomical structure morphogenesis
Molecular function (GO): DNA-binding transcription factor activity, RNA polymerase II-specific; RNA polymerase II cis-regulatory region sequence-specific DNA binding
Source: RefSeq, a predicted model, not a curated record